This is a messenger RNA of Musa acuminata AAA Group (dessert banana), 1262 nucleotides long. RefSeq names its product RING-H2 finger protein ATL8. NCBI's taxonomy places the organism in Eukaryota, Viridiplantae, Streptophyta, Magnoliopsida, Zingiberales, Musaceae. The record is from RefSeq and is a predicted model, not a curated record. The transcript has 2 exons. The coding region runs from base 683 to 1117 and encodes 144 amino acids.
ACGUUUGGUUCAUCGAGACUGAUGGGAGGAGAAUCCAAUUGCUUCUUCUUCUUCGUGAUGUGACUUCUGGGCGGCGGCGGCGGCGGCGGUUAGUGAGUGCAGGACAAAGAGAACUUUUCUUUCUCAUCCAUUGAUCGCUUGGGUCGUUGAAGAGCAUGUAUACUAUAAAAAGGAGAAGAAAAGAAGGCUUUUCUAUUAAUUUUCUUGUUCCGAAGAAGCCAAUCCACUGGAAAGACUGCAGGGCGGACCAAGUUUUGUGCCGAGGACACAGGAAGAAGGGGCACUCGGAUGCUGCUCGUGGCCAAUGGAUUCGUAAACGAUAGUGUGCAGAGGCGCAUGGAUCCCCUGUUUCGGAGAGGAUUGUCCACGCAAAGGUGUUCGACCAAAUGCCUCACCCUCGAUCACUGAAUGGUUAAGUGAGGCAGCACCUCAUACUCGAUGAUCGUAGGAGCCUGUAGGGCGUGGUUUGCAAGAACCUCAGGCGAAAAGACGAUAUAGCGCAGCCUUGGAGCUCGUUGGUCCAAUUAGAUUUACAGUAACACAUUGUUGCCUUUCACAUGAACAUUGUCGUCAUUUCAUCUUGAUUUCUUCCCUUCUUUUAUAUUUGAUUUCUGCUCUCUAUUACAAAGCGAAGUGCAACUCUGAACACAACUUUCUCUCGCAAGCGUCUCUCUGCUUGUCGAUGCCUUCCGCGGCGAGAUUUCUCCUGACGGAAUCUGAACAGUUACCGUCGUUUCCGCCGUCGGAGUCGGUCCCCAUCGACACGGAUGUGGUGGUGGUCAUCGCCGCCCUUCUCUGCGCCGUGGUCUCAGUCGCGGGGCUUGCCCUUGUCGCCCGCUGCGCCUGCCUCCGGCGCUCGCCCGUGCUGCCGUCCAACAAGGGCCUCGAGAAGGAGGCUUUGCGGGCGCUGCCGACGAUUUCGUACGGCGCCGGCGGCGGGGGCCUGGUGGAGUGCCCGAUCUGCCUAGCGGAGUUCGAGGAGGGGGACGACCUCCGGGUGCUGCCGCAGUGCGGCCACGGGUUCCACGUCGGGUGCGUCGACGCGUGGCUCCACUCCCACUCGAGCUGCCCGUCCUGCCGCAGGGUGCUCGUCGUCGCCGCACCACUGUCCCGGUGACGGGGUCCAGUACGAGGUCCGUCGACGCCAAGGGAGUUUGGAGUGACCUGUUGCGUUAUGCAGUAUGUCAGUAGCAGAACAGUAUCGUGUAAAAAUAAUAGAAAUUAAAGAAGAAAAAAAAUCCAAAAAAUCCAUAUUUCUCGUA